Vitis vinifera (wine grape) is the source of this 723-nucleotide messenger RNA. Its product is annotated as protein VACUOLELESS GAMETOPHYTES. The coding region runs from base 1 to 723 and encodes 240 amino acids. NCBI's taxonomy places the organism in Eukaryota, Viridiplantae, Streptophyta, Magnoliopsida, Vitales, Vitaceae. The transcript has a single exon. The record is from RefSeq and is a predicted model, not a curated record.
AUGAGGAUAGAGGUUUCUCACCCAAUCCACCCCCAACACAAGCUAAAGCCUGAAUACACAGAGAUCCCUUUCAACUGUGAUGGAUGCAAAGAAGCAGGUAUUGGCCUCAAACACAGAUGCCAGCAAUGUGAGUUUGACUUACACAAGUCAUGUGCAGUGGCUCCUCCCACCAUUACUCAUCCCUUCUACAAGAAAUGUGAGUUCCAAUUCUUACACCAACCCCCCGGGGCAGCUUUGAGAAUAUGUGAUGCAUGUGGGAAGGAUGUUCUAGGGUUUGUUUACCACUGCAAGAGAUGUGGCUUUGAUCUGCAUCCUUGCUGUGCAAAUCUUCCACAAGUCCUAAAUGAUGGGGAAAGAAACCUUUAUCUGUGUCUCAAGCUUUCAAAUUCAUGCUACUGCUGUGGGGGCAAAGGGCCAGGUUGGUCUUAUAGGUCCAAGUGCAAGACCUAUAAUCUUCAUGUAUCAUGUGUGAAGAAGCUGCUUCUGGAGAAUUGGCAGGCCAUGCAUCUGAAAGUGGACAGUAACAAAGUUAGGGAGUUGCAGACUAGGAUCCCCAGCCUUGGAGGAACAUUGAAAGAUCAUCAUGGAGGUGGAAGGGGAGGAGGGAAGGCAAGCAAGUGUUCUCAGAUAGCCACUGGUGCCAUUAGUGCUGUUGUCUCUGCCAUCCUGGGAGAUCCCACUGCUAUAAUAGCUGCAGCUGUUGGGGCUUUGCUAUUCAAGUAG